UCCUCCCUAGCACAGUCCGUUUUCGCCCCGUGGCGUGCGCGGCGCGUAGCCGGUGCACCAGGCGCACUUAGGUCCCCGGACCCCGCUCCCCGCCGGGGACCCCGCGCUCCGCUGCCCUGCGCCGGAAGCCUCUGCGCCGCCCCUUCCCCGCGCCGCUGGCCUUAUCUCUGCGCGCAGGGGCCUCCGGGGAGUGGCGGGCGCCGGGAGGGAGCGGGUGGCAUGGUCCGGGGGCCCCGGGGCACGCGCCGCUCGCCGGGUCGCCGGGUGCCGCGGCUGCUGCGGCUUGUGCUACUGCUCGGCUUGGCCCGCGGUGUCAGCGGAGAACCGGGCACCGACGACCUAGGUGUCUGUGCCACAUGCCAUGAACACGCCACAUGCCAGGAAAAGGACGGGAAGAGGAUCUGCAUUUGCAACUAUGGCUUCUGGGGCAACGGGAGGACACGGUGUGUUGAUAAAGACGAGUGCCAAUUCGGAGCCACUGUGAUCUGUGGGAGCCACACCUCCUGCCACAACACACCUGGAGGGUUCUACUGCAUUUGCCACAAAGGCUAUCGGGCUACAAAUAACAACAGGACAUUCAUUCCCAACGAUGGCACUUUCUGUACAGACGUAAAUGAGUGUGAAGUUCCUGGCCUGUGCCGUCAUGGAGGUCAGUGUAUCAACACUCCUGGGAGCUUUGAAUGCUACUGCAUGGAAGGAUACGUGGCAAAGGGCGGUCCCGAGCCUUUCCACCCAAGCAUAGACGGCACAGCAUGCACAGAAAUAAACUGUGGCCCCCCUCCUGAAGUCCCUGGUGGCUACAUCACAGGGAAUUACAGCUCCACGCUGGGCGGUCAGGUCCGUUACAGCUGCAAAGAGGGGUUUCUCAGCAUCUCGGGAGAUGGAGUUUCACGCUGCACGGCCCUGGGCACGUGGGAAUCUCCGACGUUACAUUGCCAAGAGAUCAGCUGUGGCAGCCCUCCCGCAGUCCAGAACGCCAUCUUGGUGGGGAAUCCCACCUCCAGCCUGGGCAGUGUGGCUCACUAUGUCUGUCAGGAGGGCUUCGAGAGUCCUGGAGAAAAGAUCACUUCUGUUUGCACGGAGAAAGGCUGGAGUGAAAUCACGUACACAUGCACAGAAAUAGUGGUCGAAAUUCAUGAUGUGUCUGUGUUUAAUGACAGCUGUGUGAGGUGGCACAUAAGCCCAGAAAGCAUAAACUCCAAGAUCAUGUACAUGAUAAACAUUGAAAGACAGCAGUCGAAUGCUGUGGAGUCUGCUCGCGAGGAGACAGUCAACGUGACCACAGACAACAGGACCCCAGAAGUGUGCCUUCACCUCCAACAAGGCGCCAACUACACCGUGCGCAUUUCUGCGGCCCCUCCCCGGCGCUCCGUGCCCGCCAUCCUUGAUUUCCAGAUGGCUGAAGAUGAUCUCUUAGAAGAUGGUGGAAUUCUCAAUAUUUCAGUAUUUAAUGACACGUGUUUGAAGUUGAACAGGCGUUCUAUGAAAGAUGGAUCGGAACAAAUGUAUCAAGUGGAAGUUCUGGGUCAGAGGUGGUAUCUGGAGAGCUUUUAUCAUGCAACUUUCUUUAACUUCACAACAAGAGACCAAGCUCCGGAAGUGUGUUUAGAGCUGUACCCAGCCACUGAUUACACAAUAAACAUCACCCUCCUGCGACCCACCGAGCCACACUCGGCACAAAUAAGCCUAACAACCGCACUAACAGCCAAACAAACCAUCACUAAUAUUUCAGUAUACAAUGAAACCUGCCUGAGAUGGAGAAGCCUGAAGACGGCCAAUGCACAAGAGCUGUAUUUAUUCCACAUUUGGGGCCAGAGAUGGUAUCAGAAGGCAUUUGUUCUGGAAAUAAUCUUUAACAUCACCAGUAGCAGCCAGGCCCCUGAGAUCUGCCUGGACCUGCAUCCGGGUACCAACUACAAUGUCAGCCUUCAGGCUCUGUCUUCAGCACUUCCUGUGGUCAUCUACCUGACAACCCAGAUAGCAGAGCCCCCACUUCCGGAAGUAGAAUUUUUCAGUGUCCAAGGAGGGCCUCUACCACACUGCCGGCUGAGGAAAGCCAAGGAUGUAAAUGGACCGAUCAGCUCCUACCAGUUGCUGGUCCUUCCUUUGUCCUUGGAAAGCUCAUUUUCUUGUGGAUCUGAAGGCAUGACUUCAUUUUUUGGCAACACCUCUCUUGCUGAUGGCUAUGUGGCUGCGGAAAUAUUGGCCAGUGAUGUUCCAGAUGAUGCACUGGAGAUACCUGUCGGAGACAGGCUGUACUAUGGGGAAUAUUACAACGCCCCUUUGAAACCAGGACACGAUUACUGCAUCCUAGUACGGAUCACAAGUGAAUGGAAUAAGGUGAUUCUAGAUUGCAUUGAGUUGACCACACCAACCAUUGUGGACUUCUGCUUCCCCCCAGGUGAGAAGAUACUCCUGUGCCAUCUGGGCCGAGGUGAAAGACUCGUCCCUCACGCCGCAGCAGAUGGUGGGUGUCGGACUGGGCUCCGUGGCUUUUGUGACUAUUCUUGCAUUCCUCUCCUUCUCAGCGGUGUGAUGGCUGGUGUGCACCGCCUGGAAAUACUGCCUUAUGAUGGACAGCUGUUUCUACAGCUUUUCAGGUGCCUGGGCUGCGUGACUUCCAUCCAGAGCCCUUGUGUGAACCUGAAACCUUCUCCAUCCCAGCAUGGCCUCAUCCCUGAAUUCAAGAUGGCACCAACCCUAUCUCUAUGGAAUUUUCCAGAAGGAGAAAACUUGGGAACUGUUUUAUGUGCUUCAUGCUUUCAGGAUCAGUGUGUGUCCAUGAACUUGAGACUCAUGCCCAGUGUAAUACUGACUACAGGUCACAGCUCUGAGAGUCAGCUCCCAUACUGACCACAGGCCACAGCCCUGAGAAUCAGCUCCUGUAGACACUGGCUGUGCCCAGGCCAUAGACCCUGAGAUGUGGAGUCACUGGAUCUUACUUUAGGUACCUCUGCUAAUUAGUUCAGGGUUCAUUCUUUCACAGUAGGUAAUGAGAUGGACUUAAGUCUGGGCUGGAACUUAGUUUUGUGAAGGAGGUCGUUGGAUAAAGAACAGUGUCAUGAACAAACGUUUCAAACAUUUUAGAAUUAGCCCUUCCCUACAGUUUACUGAUGAACUAAUUAGAAAAUACAGUAACGUGGCCACCCUCUCGGGUUCCCUGCAUGACUGUUAGGCAGCCUGGCUUUGAUACAAUUCUAGUUGUUUAUGUGAGAUCAAAAGUAAUGCCUACUUUCCAGUAAAACACAUUCUGUAA
This is a messenger RNA of Microtus oregoni (creeping vole), 3256 nucleotides long. It is a transcript of the gene Susd1, whose product is annotated as sushi domain containing 1. Gene Ontology annotation, molecular function: calcium ion binding. The transcript is spliced from 18 exons. Bases 220 to 2853 code for a protein of 877 amino acids. Lineage: Eukaryota; Metazoa; Chordata; Mammalia; Rodentia; Cricetidae. The record is from RefSeq and is a predicted model, not a curated record.